CGGCCUGUCCAGUGUCUCAAAUUCCUUUUUUUCUUCCCACCAAAACAGGUGGUGAGAAAAAUCUCCAGUCCGAGCCCGCUCAAUGGACGGCAUUGCGCGCAGGUUCAGAAACCAGGAAAUGCGACAAAUAAGACGCUGGUUCGCACAGAGACGUGACCUGCAGGCGCUCAUAUCCAUCCACAUGCAGCGAGGGAAGGCAGUCAUCAUUGACUGGGGGGGGGGGGAAAUCGGAGGAGAGGGGGAAGGGAAACCAAGCAGCCGCGGGGGGAGCUGCGGUGUGGAAAGCACCAAAGCAGCCAAGAAAGAGGUACUUACAGAGACCGAGGAAAGAAGUGACAGCUUUCAGGUGAAACGCGGUCAAGAUGGACACGGUCUGGGAAGACCCAAAGUGUUGUUGUUAUGUUGCGCGCGGAAGGAGGGGAUCGACGGAAAGAAAAUGGGGGGUUCCGAAGAGUUAAAACAGCCAGCAAUGGGGAAGAAGAAGAAGAGGCCUGUUCGACGGAGCUUCUCGGGGUUAUUCUGACGGGAGAAGCAAUAGUAAGGUAAGAGGGGAGGGAAAUUCCUCGAGAACCACACGGCCGUGGCGAACCGAUGCAAGAGGCGGAAAAGCAAAUGCACCCAGCAGGAUGACGGGGAAAGUCUGUCUGUCUCUGUGCGUGUGUGCUGUGGGAAAAAUAAAAGGGAAAAGCAAGGAGGUUUGACAGGGAGGUAGACAAGAAAGGAUGAGGAAUUAAAAAAAAAAAAAGUCAAAAAGGAAUUAUAAAGAACAAAAAUAAAGAGGUAAGUUUGACUUCUUCUUUCUUGGUAC
Molecule: messenger RNA, 808 nt
Organism: Aspergillus costaricaensis CBS 115574
Lineage: Eukaryota; Fungi; Ascomycota; Eurotiomycetes; Eurotiales; Aspergillaceae
Exons: 1
Coding region: 83-523 (146 amino acids)
Source: RefSeq, a predicted model, not a curated record